AUGCCGUUCGAGAGCAAUCUGAGCUUUUUCAUCAACCCAGCGUUUUUCAUUAUUCUCGGAGUUUUCGUGCACACGGUUUACGUAGAGAACUUGGAGCCGAGAGUUCUGUCGCCGCCAGGAAAACUCAGAUUUGAAAUCAAAGAAGCUCUGGAGAAGACGUUCAAACUCACCAGCAAAAAUGGAGUCACUUCGGAAAUAAGCCAGGCGGAGAAAUGCCAUUUAGAGAAGCCGGAGAGAAGGAAGCUCUCGCUCGGAAAGUUUCCCAAGUUGGAGCAGAAGAUGGAAGCAAGAAGGGGACAUCUGCUGCUUUCUUGCGAUAAACAGGGGGACCAACAAUUCCGCUCUGUCGGCGACUGUACUAAAUUCAACUACUGGCCGACGAACCAAAUCUCCCACGUGAUGGCUGAUCCUUCACGCAAACUGCUCGGCUGCUUGGUCGAGAAGUCGGGCUCGAGCUCAUGGCACAAGGUCUUUUGGGAAUUGCGCGAGCCGGAUAAUGCGUUUGUUCCUUCUGAAGCGUACGCCAAGAACUUCAAAUUCGCAGCGACCAUCGCCGACAAGGUCUGGAGUGAAGCGAUGAACGAUCCUAGCUGGAUUCGCUUUGUUACUGUUAGGCAUCCUUUGGCGCGGCUUUACUCGGGCUGGAACAGAAAUUUACGGAAGGGUGGCCCGAUGGCGAUGACGGUCUUCUCCUCCAUGAAGCUGAAGUACUUCGCCAAAGAUGGAGCAGACUCCAGCCAUGUGAUCUCCUGGCCUGACUUUCUCAAAUUCAUGGGCACUGCUACCAAGCGGUACCCAAAACUGAUCAACACUCAUUUCGUCCCAAUCUACUCCAAGUGCGGAUUGUGCUUGCGUCAGUACGACUACAUCAUCAAAGCUGAAACUAGUGAAGAAGACUCGCAAGGAAUUCUUAGUCUGAUUGGGAAAGAAGACGACUCGCUAGAACAUCGAAACGAAGCUGAUGGAUCAUUUGCAAGCAAUCCUGCUGCUGUAGGCGCUUUCUACAAGGAUGCAGAUGAAAAUGUGCUAAACAACAUCCUGGAGUAUUACCGAAAAGACAUGGACUAUCUCGGAUAUGGAUUAGAUCGCGUCAACUGGCUGCUUACAUUUUAG
This is a messenger RNA of Oikopleura dioica, 1113 nucleotides long. The record is from the annotation of a GenBank genome assembly. Lineage: Eukaryota; Metazoa; Chordata; Appendicularia; Copelata; Oikopleuridae.